Molecule: messenger RNA, 837 nt
Organism: Lactuca virosa
Lineage: Eukaryota; Viridiplantae; Streptophyta; Magnoliopsida; Asterales; Asteraceae
Source: the annotation of a GenBank genome assembly
AUGCACGCUAAAACCAGACAACAUACAUUCAAACAAGACGAAGAAACAGACUACACAGAAAUGGCGACAAAGAUGAUCGGAGGCGUCGACGGCAGUGCUUUGACACCGGAGGCGGAGUGUGAACCGUUGACUUAUGAGAGAAGAGUUCGGACUGACUUGGAAAUUCAUCUUCCUAAACCUUAUUUGGCGAGGGGACUUGUAGCUCCAGAUGUCGAGCAUCCAAACGGAACGUUAGGGUACAGGCACAACGACAUGACUGUUCUCCAACAGCAUGUUGCUUUCUUCGAUCAAAACGACGACGGAAUUGUUUACCCAUGGGAGACGUACGCCGGAAUGCGUCAAUUAGGGUUCAAUUUCGUGAUCUCACUCCUAGCAGCCAUUGCUAUGAACUUCGUAAUGAGCUAUCCCACACAACCUAGUUGGAUUCCUUCGCCUUUCUUCCCCAUUUACAUUAACAACAUCCAUAGAUCCAAACAUGGAAGCGACUCGGGAACUUACGAUACUGAAGGAAGAUACUUACCAGUGAACUUCGAGAACAUAUUCAGUAAGUAUGCUAAAACAGUACCAGACAAGCUGACACUGGGAGAGAUAUGGAACAUGACUGAAGGGAAUCGAGCAGCGUUUGAUUUCUUCGGAUGGACUUCGGGGAAGAUGGAGUGGGCGAUAUUGUAUGUGCUUGCCAGGGAUGAAGAAGGCAUGCUGUCGAAGGAGGCUGUGAGGCGCUGCUUUGAUGGGAGUUUGUUUGAGUAUUGUGCUAAAAUGAACAGGGCUGCGCAGGAUAAGAUGCCACCUCCAUUACCGCUUCCUCCGCCCCCACUACCGCCACCAUCGCCAUGA